AUUGCUGAAAUCCCCUGCUAACUUCUUGGAGCUUCCGGGUCCAGUCAGGUGGGCGUGGAGACUAGCCGCCAAGCGGAUGGGGGGAAAGCAAACGCAGGGCUUCCAGAGGUGGGAGGUCCUGGGGGUGGGGCCCAGGGGUCCCUGGAGAAGAAGGCCCAGGUGGAGUAGCGUUCCUAAGGCGGCGGGCGCUGGACAGUGACAUUGACAGGGGGAGGACAAGGAAGGCGGAGACUUGGCGAGGGGCCCUACCCAAGGGGAGGACCGGAGGGGAGUCCUAGGGGCCCGAGGGUCGGGAGGGGGCCGCGGAGGGUGGUGUCAGGGCGAGGUGCGCGGAGCCGCGGGUGGGGGGGCCGCGCGUCCGGGGAUCGGCGCCGCGGUUUGGGGAGGGGGCGCGCGCGCCUUGCGGUUUUCCGCGCCGGCUCGGUUCCCGGUGCGGGGUCGCGGCGGCGGGAGGCGGAGGAUGCGGGCUCCAGUGGCGGCGGCGCGAGCUCGGGAGGACGCGGGAGGAUGAAGAGGAGGCCGGCGGUCCGGCCGCGCGGCGCCGGGAGGAGGCGCAGGCGGCGGGGGCGGCGGCGGGCGGCGGCGGGCGCGCCGGGUGCGGGCCGGCUCCGGCGCGGAGGAUGAAGUGGAGCGUCCGCGGGGCCUGCGCCGCGCUUUCCUCCAGCCUGCUGCUCGCCUGCGCGCUCAGCGCCGCCGCCGUCGGCCUCAAGUGCUUCUCUCUGGGCUCUGAGCUGCGCGGGGAGCCUUUCCGGCUAGGGGCGGCCGCCGGUGCCUUUUACUCCGGGCUGCUGUUGGCCGCCGGCCUCUCGCUGCUCGGCGCCGCCCUGCUGUGCUGCGGGCCCCGGGAGGCGCCCCUCGCCGGGUCAGGGGCCGGGUCGGGCCCCGGACUCGGGGUCCCCGCAUCUCCAACGGGCGCUCCGGAGCCCUCUCCUGGAGAGACGCGGGCGGCUGCUGGGCCCUCGGGGAGGGUGAACAGCCAGAACCUGCUGCUCCUAGGCGUCCUGGUCUUCAUGCUCGGGGUUCUCAGCGCCUUUGCGGGAGCAGUGAUCGACGGCGACACAGUGUCCCUGGUGGAACGCAAGUACUCCCACUAUUGCCUGCCCCCGCGCUCGCCGGCCGCUGUCCCCGGCUCGGCCCCUGGCCCUGCAUCCCCAGGCUCCAGCACGCCGCGCGCCCGCAGCACCCUGGACAGCGCCACAUCCGCCAAAUGCCGCCAGCUGAAGGACUACCAGCGCGGCCUGGUGCUCUCCACUGUAUUCAACUCGCUCGAGUGCCUGUUGGGCCUGCUCAGCCUUCUGCUGGUCAAGAACUACAAGUCUUCGCAGGCCCGGCGCGGCCGGCGCGGCCGGCGGAGGGCGAGCCGGUCUUUGGCACGGCCGCGGGGCGGACCCGGGCUCCGCGCUCAGUCGCUGGCCUCUCGGACCCGGCGCGGCCGGCGGGGCAAAAGGGGGCGGCGGCUGCAGCCACGACCCAGCGAGGCCUCCAUCCUGUCCCCGGAGGAGUCCGACUUCAACACCCCAGGAGACUGCGCGAGCUUCGCGGCGCACCACGCUGUGUCCUACAUCAACGUGGGCGUCUUCCAUGCCUUUGACGAGGCGGGCGUGGAGGUGUGCUGUGGCGGGCACCCGUCGGUGGAGCUGCCGGGGUACGCGCCCUCGGACCCCGAUCUCAACGCCUCCUACCCCUAUUGCUGUCGGCCUCCCUGUGAGAUGGCGCGCCCUUGGGAGCCUAGUCGGGCCUGCUGAGUCCAGGCCCAAGCGGCCUGGGACACCCGAAAGGGCAGCAAUCGGGCAUUGCUUGGCGUCGUGCCUGCGCGUGGUUUGACACUUUUCUGGUCCGGCCCUGUGAGAUCUGCGAGACCCUAGGACACUCCGGUAUUCUCCUUUCUGUGUGAGGAGGUGUCUCCCCUCUGUGUCAUUCGUAUCCGGACUCCAUUUAAAGUUUACAAUAAAUGUUUGGGGUGGGCUUGCCAAUCACACUUCUCUUAGACAAGUUCGUACCCCCCAGGACUGAGCUGGGAGGUUCUGGGUCGAAUGGGCAAGAACAGAAAGCUUAUCCAAGGUGAAUUUCUUGCGGAGGACCUCAGCUGAGAGUACAAAGCAGUUGGAACUGUAGGAACAGAAGUGAAGACCAACCAACAGCAACACUUUGUACCCGGAUGUGCCUGCUUCUGUCGACACUUUCUUACUGUAAAGCUCUCCAUAAACAGUGAAAAUGUUUGGUAAAUUUAUUGCAAUUUGA
Messenger RNA from Chionomys nivalis (European snow vole), 2241 nucleotides. RefSeq names its product transmembrane protein 271 (gene Tmem271). The record is from RefSeq and is a predicted model, not a curated record. The coding region runs from base 621 to 1745 and encodes 374 amino acids. NCBI's taxonomy places the organism in Eukaryota, Metazoa, Chordata, Mammalia, Rodentia, Cricetidae. The transcript has a single exon.